AUGGAUCACACACUGAAGUGGGGAACACUUCCACCCAAGCGCCCAUACCUCAAGCCCUUUCAGCUCUUGGUGCUGGCUGGUCUUUUUUACUUCUGUUCAGGCAUCAUCCAGGUGACCAAAACAGUGAAAGAAGCAGCAAUGCUAUCCUGUGAUUACAACAUAUCCACUGAAGAACUGAAGAGAGUUCGCAUCUACUGGCAAAAGGAUAAUGAAAUGGUGCUGGCUGUCAUGUCUGGAAAAGUGACGGUGUGGCCCAAGUACGAGAACCGCACCAUCACUGACGUCACCAAUAACCUCUGCAUUGUGAUCCUGGCUCUUCGCCUGUCGGACAAUGGCACCUACACCUGUGUUAUUCAGAAGCCUGAGAAAGGGUCUUACAAACUGGAGCACCUGACUUCGGUGAAGUUAAUGGUCAGAGCUGACUUCCCUGUCCCUAGUAUAACUGAUCUUGGAAAUCCAUCUCCUAACAUCAGAAGGAUAAUUUGCUCAACCUCUGGAGGUUUUCCAAAGCCUCACCUUUCCUGGUUGGAAAAUGGAGAAGAAUUAAAUGCUACCAAUACAACACUUUCCCAGGAUCCUGAAACUGAGCUCUACACGAUUAGCAGUGAACUGGAUUUCAAUAUGACAAGCAACCACAGCUUCGCGUGUCUUGUCAAGUAUGGAGGCUCAACAGUGUCACAGACCUUCAACUGGCAAAAAUCAGCCAAACCAGCCCCUUCUGCUAAUCAGCUCCUGCUCUGGGCCAUUAUUAUCCCAGUCUCAGCAUGUGGGAUUUCUGUGAUCAUUGCAGUAACACUAACAUGCCUGUCCUGCAGACAUGCUGCAAGGUGGAGAGAGAGAAGGAGGAAUAAGGAGAGCAUAGAAAUGGAAAGGUUCCCCACAUCUACAUAGGAUCUGUGGAAGGAUUGGGCUGACCAGAACACCUCGAGGUCCCACCUCCAUCUGAGAUCGACCUCUUCUUGGAGCUUCCUCAAAUGGCCAGGAUUAUCCCACCUCGACCUUCAUUUAUCUGUUCU
Molecule: messenger RNA, 1016 nt
Organism: Eubalaena glacialis (North Atlantic right whale)
Lineage: Eukaryota; Metazoa; Chordata; Mammalia; Artiodactyla; Balaenidae
Gene: CD80
Product: CD80 molecule
Exons: 6
Coding region: 1-891 (296 amino acids)
Biological process (GO): T cell costimulation; positive regulation of T cell proliferation; immune response
Cellular component (GO): external side of plasma membrane
Molecular function (GO): coreceptor activity
Source: RefSeq, a predicted model, not a curated record